Messenger RNA from Vicia villosa (hairy vetch), 1269 nucleotides. RefSeq lists its product as uncharacterized. The coding region runs from base 1 to 1269 and encodes 422 amino acids. The transcript has a single exon. Gene Ontology annotation, molecular function: zinc ion binding; nucleic acid binding. Lineage: Eukaryota; Viridiplantae; Streptophyta; Magnoliopsida; Fabales; Fabaceae. The record is from RefSeq and is a predicted model, not a curated record.
AUGGAAACUUGGAAAAAAUUUCAGCUGUCAAAGGAAGAAGAAGAGGGGAUUACGGCAGAUGUUGAAGAGAUCUGCGAAGAAGAAGUGUUCAAACGCACACUUACGGGGAGACUCUGGACGGACAACAGUUUUAACACACGCGCCUUCACAAGUACGAUGCUCAGUGCGUGGAAACUCAAAAAUCCCGUGGAAGUGCAAGAACUUAGUAAGAACCUGUUCCUUUUUCGAUUUACGACUAAGCAAGAUCUGGAAGGAGUUCUCCGAAAUGGCCCAUGGAGUUUCAACAGGAACCUUCUAGUGCUGGAUCGAGUCUCAGGGGAGGAGCAACCAUCUGAUUUGAAUAUGCAUUUUGGAACCUUCUGGGUUAGAGUGUAUGAACUACCACUUAUGCUCAGGUCGGAGGCGAUGGCUAAGAAAUUAGGUGGGAUCCUAGGUGUUUUUGAAGAGUUGGAUCAAAAGGAGGCUCAUAAGAAUGGGAGGUUUCUGCGCAUAAAAGUGAAGAUUGAUCUGAAGAAACCCCUAAAGAGCGGUACAAUGGUUCGCUUCAAGGAGAAAAACUUAAGAGUCCAUUUUAAAUACGAACGGAUGCCUACCUUCUGCUUUGUGUGCGGUAGAUUAGGACAUCAAAUCAAAAAUUGUGAGGCUGUAGGCGAUUUAAGCGAAAAAGGAUUUGAAGACUUAGAGGAGCAAGAUCUUUCCUUUGAGGCCUGGUCGAGAGCGUCCCCACUGCCAAAGACUCAUGACGAAACGAGGAAGAAGGACUCAAACUCCAGCUCCUGCAGCAAAAUUUUGUUUAACCUUUCUUCAGGACAAAGUAGAUGCGAGGCAGGAGGAAAAGAGAAGGAAGGAGAAGGGGAGGAGGUCGAACAAAUCAAAGAGAAGGAAGUGGCAGACAAAUCAAAAGAGUUAACCUUACUAAAUCCAGCUCUGGAAUAUAAGAGAUGUCCGGAGAUUGAAGCUAUGGCAGAAUCCCUAGGGGCGGUUGAUAUCACAAAUGUGGGGAGAGGGGGAGGUGCUCCUUCAAAGGAAGGAAAUCCCAAAAAGAAAAAAUUGACUAGAAGGCCAGCUGCGAGGAAGGUGACAAGCCAAAAGAAAAAGCUGGAGAUGGAGUGUGGUAAGAGGAAUUUAAUUGAUGUCAUGAUUGUUGAUGGAACCAUAGAAAAGGGUGGAAGUGGUGAGAAAAAAUUGAAAGGCCAAGCUGCAACAGAGGAUAUUCAAGAACCUGUACCAGAGGUGGUGUUGGAAACCCAACACCGCCUACCUCAAUGA